This is a messenger RNA of Gossypium raimondii (Peruvian cotton), 1158 nucleotides long. RefSeq names its product NDR1/HIN1-like protein 10. Gene Ontology annotation, cellular component: plasma membrane. The transcript has 2 exons. The coding region runs from base 134 to 841 and encodes 235 amino acids. NCBI's taxonomy places the organism in Eukaryota, Viridiplantae, Streptophyta, Magnoliopsida, Malvales, Malvaceae. The record is from RefSeq and is a predicted model, not a curated record.
UUUCUGUUAACUGGUGACAGCAAGGAGUAUUAUUUGCCGCCCCAAUAUCUCUUCGAUUCCGAUUCCACUGUUUGCAAGCAAAGCAAAGCAAAGCAAAAGUAAAUUCCUUUUGGAAAGAAAAAAAAACUAGAAAAUGCAGGACUCUUCCAGACCGGUAACUGGUUACCCGGUUCAUAACGUUAACGGCUGCGGUCCGCCACCCCCCGCCACAUCCACUACCGCCUACCCUUACGUUAACCCCAGCCCAUACCCUUACUACCCAGCGCCCCCACCUCAAAAUCCUCGCCCCACCUUCUUCCGCCGCCUCUUCGUCGCCUUCGCCUUACUCUUAAUCAUCUUCGGCACCAUCCUUCUCAUCUUCUGGCUCGUCCUCCGCCCUCACCUCCCCGAUUUCUCCAUCCAAUCCAUCUCCCUUUCCAACUUCAACGCUUCCAACCAGCGCGUGAACGGCACAUGGAAUGCCCAGUUCCAGGUCUCCAACCCCAACAAGAAGCUCUCCAUCUACUACGGAGACAUCGUUUCGUCGGUUUUCCACAAGGACGACUUCUUGACUGAGACGAGGAUCGGGCCGUUCGUGCAGGGCACGCGCGAGGAGAACUCGGUGAAGGCAAGUUAUUCGGUGGUGGAUUCUUUCGUGGAAGGAAAGGUUGUCGACGCGAUGAAUGGGGAGAGGAGCCGUGGCGAGAUCAAGUUCAAUAUAAAGGUGGUCGCCGACGUUGCGUUUCGAUACGGGGGGUGGAGAGGACGGCGUAGGAUACUUAGGGUUUGGUGUUACGACGUGGCGCUUACUGGUUCCUCCGGAAAGAUGACCGGCGGUUCCAAAAAAUGCAGUGUUGAUUGAUUUACUGAGCAGAUGAAUGGCAUUCAUGGUUAAAAGGGGAAGAAUAGAGAAGAAAAGAGGCAAGGAAAGAAUGAAUAGGCUACAAAUGGGAGGAAUUGUUGAGUAGUUUUCGAGGGAUGUUAACCUGCCCCCAACAAUCUCUAUUUAUCUUUCAUCCUGUGUUAAAUAUGAAUGUAAAUUUGAUGGUUCUCUUUUAGGUGUUCUAUUUAUAUAUAAAUAUAAUUAUAGUUUCGGUUCGAGUCUAGAGUGAAUAAAUUGCUAAUUUUCGAUUUAUUAAUAAACCUAGUUCUCAAAAAUAUAGAGGUUUAUUAAAUUAA